Ilyonectria robusta is the source of this 2018-nucleotide messenger RNA. RefSeq lists its product as uncharacterized. Bases 342 to 1793 code for a protein of 483 amino acids. NCBI's taxonomy places the organism in Eukaryota, Fungi, Ascomycota, Sordariomycetes, Hypocreales, Nectriaceae. The record is from RefSeq and is a predicted model, not a curated record. The transcript is spliced from 2 exons.
UGAUGAUCCAUCGUCGCGCUGAAGAAAGUCGUCGUUCAAGGGAGAUUAUUGGAUCGUUGGAUUGUUGGAUUGUUGGAUUAUUGGCGUGCGUGCCUUGAGCUCCGGCAUACGUACUGUACGGAGUGCCAGUCCCCGCAGCAACCGGAUCGGACCAAUCAGCCGCCGCUCCGAAAGGGGCCCUGGAGCUUUCUCACCACGCUCCCCACUAAUUCCAAUCCGUGACUACCUUACCUACUUCUCAGCAAACUCUUUCCCUUCCAUCCUCUCUCUCUCUUCCUCUUCCUCCCAUAAUCGCAGCACGCGCAAAAGGGGCUCAGGAACCAGGAACAAGGGAAAAGGGCAUGGCCUAUCUUCAUCUCGCGCACUCGCUGGCGGAUGCUUUCACCGCUCUUGCCGACGAAGUCCAGGUUCUGACGGACCGAAAGACUGUUCUGGAGCACAAGCUGCGCUUCGCCCAUGAGCAGUUCCAGUACCUCGCCGACAAAUAUGCCCCGGCAGCUCCUGAGAUAGCCGACACGUUGGCCAAGCUUCAGCUCCCUUCGUACACCCCACUGGACAGUUCGCUGCCCGUUCCCCUCCCUCGGUCGUCCGACCUAAAUUCCCAGCAUCAGAUUGCUCUCGUCAUUCGUGACGGGCGUCGGGUGGCAAACCAGCUUGCCUCUCUGGGAGAAGCAAGCAAAACCACCGGCUCUAGCAGAGAUACUUUAUCACAGACGUCCCGUGCCGAGACAUCUAUGUCGACAGCCUUAGAACAAGACUUUACGGUCGAGGGGAAGAAGGGCCAUCUCGGGUGCCCGUUUUCCCAGCCGGCAACAACCAGCGGCUCCGAAGACCACCAAAAUGAUGUACGGGAUCCCACCCCCCACCAGUCGACGGAUCCCAUCUGUGCGGCCAUGUAUGCAGAAUCCACGUCCCAACAAGCUCGUACCAAUGGCUCGUCAGCGGGCAAGUGCCCCAUUCGCUAUAUGGACAAGCACUCGCCCGCAGAGAUUGCACAUUAUGUUGAAACACAUAAGCAUGAGCUGCCCCGCAGCCAUGAAAUUUGUUUACGACGCUAUCAGCGUGACGAAGACCAAGUCAAGAAAAUAGACUCCAAAUAUGGCGAUAUUGUGAGCAUGAUCGAAGGUCUCGGCCAACUGCACCAACCUAUGCUGCCCGAGGCAGACGAAGAACCGCCCCGACCAAGUGAUGUGGUGCAAGAACCGAAUGAAAGGGUUGAGAACUGGGCCCAAGCAGUUAGCGUCAACUCGGACCCAGAGGACACCCAGGUCGAGCCCCCCCAAAUGGACAACGACCGCCAAAACAACUUUGACCGUCCGCUCAAGGAGAUCCGAGUCGGCGAAUCGCCCAGCCGUCCAUGGGGCAUCCAUGUCCCAUCAUACGAACCACUGGGACUUGAUGACGACCUGCUUCUCUCGCCGCCUGCCGCCCCAGUUCGCAUGCCGAGUCCAGUGCCGAGCGUCCGAAGUACCCAGACUCCCACCAAAAAGGCACCUGGGAAAUGCCCCUUUGAUCACACCAAAUUUGCUGCUCUCGGGAUGCCUCCACCACACGCACACCAUGAGGCCCAACCUUCUUCAACCGCACUCGAAACUCCCGACAUGCCGUCUGUCACGCCGAAGGAGGAAGCUCCUCACGACACCUCUGUUCCUCCUCAACCCACCUUCAUCAACCCUGACAUGGCAAAGGGUGGAGGCAACAUGCCCCAGAUGAUAUUUACGGGGCCCGUCUUCAUUGGUUACCCUAUGGACCAGGCCAUUCAGUUCAUGAACCAGUAUCGAGGAAAUCAGUGAAGCUGUUCAUCAUCUGUACUUUUUUAUUAAUUUUUUAUUUUUACGAGGGAUUAUGAGAAUGCAUAAGCGAAGGCGUUUCAAGGAGGAACCACAACUGGGAAGGAAUCCCAAGGACGGAGCGUUGCCACGCUGGUUGAUUUUACAACAUUUUGAUUUCACACACACACCGAUGAGAGAUCAAGAACGGUGCAAUUAUUAGCGACAUGAUAUCCAAAUUGAAUUACA